AUGCGGCCUGUGAAUAAGAAUCGGGCCACCCAAUACCUAGCGGAUAAAGUUCCUCUGCUCGAACAACCACCUGAUACUGAAGCAGCGGUGCCAUCACUACCUGAGCUCAAAUCCAAGCCCAAAGAAACUGACCCAUCCACAGCGCGCCUAGGUAAAAGGCCUGCUACUCCUUCGCUCGCAGACUCGAGUCGUAAGAUUAUCCGCGGCCCGCAACGAGCCUUGGCUCUUCCGGUGACUAGCCGGUCAGGGAACAGUGCGGGUUCAGAUCUGGUUAUACGAGCGGAGCCUCCAGAGGAUACUUUCAAGAAAUACUAUGAAUGCGACUUGGCUGGCACUGUUUCUGUGUGUGUCCGGCGCUCCGGCCACCGUGCUGUUUGGGCGAUUCGUCAGUAUCCCUGCAGUGAUGCCGACAGAAUCCUGGAGAUUCUCCGUUCCACACGCCAUAAAAACGUGGUGUCCGUUUGGGAGUGUUUCCGCACCCCGGAUGCCCUUUACACUCUCAGCAAAUUCCACCCGCUCACCCUAGACCAUAUCGUUGCCUGCAAAGCCUUCCCAGACCAGCAGCAGCUGGCUGCCAUUAUGUCCCAGGUUGUUGAUGGAUUAUCGUAUCUCGUCACUCAGAAUCUCCAGCAUAGCUCCAUGGAUUGCUCCAGCAUCCUCAUGAAUCUUGAGGGAGAGAUCCAAAUCGCACGGAUUGAUUGCUUUGCCGUCCGGCCGGGGGGUAGGGUCCGAGCGGACGACUUGGCUCCCGUCGCCCGGGUUAUGAUGCAACUGAUGCAGAAAUACGUUAAAGAUGACGGGGCCGUUGGGAUUGACAAUCUCGAUCGGUGGCGGAAUUGCUCGGCUGCUCUUGAAUUUCUCUCCGCAACGACGUCAGCGGGUUCAUUCGAGGAAUUGAAAAGGCGUCUCUUGACGAAAAUUCACUGGUCUCCCGGAGAUCUUAUUGGCUUGGCAUGGUUUGCUCUAAUAUCUGCGCGUACAUUCUACUCGUGCGCGCCGGAUGAUGAUGAAUAA
This is a messenger RNA of Aspergillus luchuensis, 1014 nucleotides long. RefSeq lists its product as uncharacterized. The transcript is spliced from 4 exons. Gene Ontology annotation, biological process: protein phosphorylation. Gene Ontology annotation, molecular function: protein kinase activity; ATP binding. Lineage: Eukaryota; Fungi; Ascomycota; Eurotiomycetes; Eurotiales; Aspergillaceae. The record is from RefSeq and is a predicted model, not a curated record. The coding region runs from base 1 to 1014 and encodes 337 amino acids.